Molecule: messenger RNA, 6028 nt
Organism: Saccostrea cuccullata (small rock oyster)
Lineage: Eukaryota; Metazoa; Mollusca; Bivalvia; Ostreida; Ostreidae
Exons: 3
Coding region: 233-6028 (1931 amino acids)
Molecular function (GO): nucleic acid binding
Source: RefSeq, a predicted model, not a curated record
AUGUCAGUUAGACUUAGGUCAAUACGAAUGUUUUAAGUACGAGUUAAUCUGAUGUGUUUUUGCCGCCAUACUUCUCGGCAAGUUAAUUUUCCACCUGUCAAACGCCUGUAAUCCACGGUCUUUUUACCAACACACACAUCACACAUGUGAUACAGGGGUUAUCUAUCUGUCAAAUAAAACUUUCUAAAGGAACUGAAAGACUUUCUUAUUGUGGCAGAAUAGUAAAAAGACCAUGUCUACAGCAACAGGACAGGCAGGGACAACAUCGAGUCCAGACUCAACUCAGAAAGCCAAAACACCGUCCAAACCAGACUCUUCUGUGGACACUGAGCAGCAAAAGUCAGCAUCUCUACCAGAUUUUACCUCCAACCUUCAGAAGGCCAAGAAUAUGCCAUUACCAGAUUCUACUACAGACACUAAGAACACUGAAAAGAAACAUAUAUCCAGCAACAGUGAUCAGGGGGAUGAUUCUCCAGAUUAUCUAGGAUAUGAGGAGGAGAAUACAGACAGUGAGCAUCUAAGUGUACAUUCUUCAUCCAGUGUUCUAAAUUCAGACAUUCUAGCUAAGAAAAGGGCUGAAUUGGGUAAAGCGAAAGCCAGGAUGUUGUAUGCAGCAAAAGAAAUGACAUUACGUAAACAGCAAAUGGAACUUGAAGCAGAAUUGGAAAUGAUAAAUCUCAAAAGGGAAGCAGCGGAGGCAGAAGCAGAGUGUCAGGCAUUUGAAUCAACAAUCAACCAUAUUUCACAGUUGUCCAGUCGACCAGCUUCACCGGAUAACCUAAACUACCCAAAGCUGAAACACACCUCAAGCACCAGCCAAAAUAUUCAUGUCAGUCAACCUACACUUGGACAUGUCUCUUUUGGACCUACAUUAGACCAUGUUCCUUCUACACUGAAUCCGUAUGCACAGGCAUACACACCUACCUCAUGCCUUCCGUCACCUUACAUGACGCAGCAAGAGACACAUGUGACCGACGUCACUCGUUUCCUACUAAGAAAGGAUCUUCUUUUCUCUCGACUAACAAAUUUCAACGACAGGCCCGAAUCCUAUAGUGCAUGGAAACACAGUUUUUUGAGUGUUACAAGUGAACUACAAAUCUUGGACUCAGAGCAGAUGGAUCUUCUCAUCAAAUACUUGGGGCCCGAGUCAAAAAAGCAUGCUGUCAGCAUCAAAACAUCCAACAUCUACAACAUCUCCAGAGGAUUAAAAAGACUUUGGGAAAGAUUGGAUGAACGCUAUGGUGCUCCAGAACAUGUUGAGGCUUCAAUAAGAGCAAAACUUGAAAACUUUCCCAAGCUGAGUAACAAAGAUUAUCAAAAACUCUACGAACUGUCAGACAUUCUUAUGGAGAUGGAAUUCUUAAAGGAAGACCCCAAAUACAAUGCUCUGUUAGCAUAUCUUGACUCAUCAUCAGGGAUUAAGACUAUUAUAUCCAAACUACCAUACGGCUUACAAGAGAAAUGGACCAAUAGAGCUGUAAAGUAUAAGAAGGAACACAGUGUUAUAUUUCCCCCAUUUCAAGUGUUCGUGGAAUUCAUAAAGGAAGUAAGCAAGGUGAAAAAUGACCCAGGAUUCAACUAUGAGCCAGACACAAACAGCACCAAGAAAUUUGCUGCUCCAAAACUACUUAGUUACGCAAGAAACAAGGUCAAUGUGAACAAGACAGGUGUUGACGUAACUACUCCACUUGAACGUUGUAUCAUCCACAAGACCAAACAUACUCUAGAUGACUGUAGAGGAUUCCGGUCCAAGUCAAUAGAGGAAAGGAAGAGACUCUUGAAAGAAAACAACAUAUGCUUCAGAUGUUGUGCUUCUAACGCUCACAAAAGUCGCGAAUGCAAUGCUGUUAUCUACUGCAAAGAAUGUGGGAGCAAGAACCAUACAACUGCCCUGCAUCUUACCAGAAAUGACAAAGUGGUUUCCAUGGAUUCUCAUGCAACUCGUCAAGCGAAUGGCGGGGAGGAAACCAACCGCAUUCCUAUUUCAUCAUUGAAGGACAACGGCGGGGAGUCAAGAGGUAAAGUGUCCAACAGUGUGUCAGAGGUCAACUCAAGCUGCACAGAGAUAUGCAGAGAACCUUACAGUGGAAAGUCGUGUGCCAAGAUCUUGCCCGUUCAUGUGUUUCAUCGUGACAAUCCACUCAAGUCAGUAAAGAUGUACGCAGUGAUUGAUGAUCAGAGCAACCGCUCAUUAGCUUCUCCAGAAUUCUUUGAGUUGUUUGGUGUGAAAGAUAAACCACAGAACUAUACCAUAUCGACCUGCUCGGGCAAAGUUGUCACUUCUGGAAGAAGAGGAAAGGGGUUCAUUGUGAAAUCGAUAGAAGGUGAUGUAGACUUUGAACUACCAACCCUGAUCGAGUGCGACCAUAUACCAAACAAUCGCGAUGAAAUACCCACUCCUGAGGUCACUUUCCAUCAUGAACAUCUUACAGAAAUUGCUGGGUACCUUCAACCACUUGAUGCAGAAUGUCACAUACUUUUGCUGAUUGGACGUGAUCUAAUCGAAGCCCAUCAUGUUCUACAUCAAAUCUUUGGUCCACCAAAAGCUCCGUACGCACAACAACUCAAACUUGGCUGGGUUGUUAUUGGAGAAACUUGUCUCAACAUGCAGCAUGCCUCACAUGAUCUAAGUGUAAAGAAAACUUACCUUCUACCAACUGGUCAGCCUUCGACUAUGAAGCCAUGCAGCAACAAGUUUGAGGUACGAGAACUAGUGAGUCAGUCUUUGUCUGAUGAGUCACAGCUAUUUAUCAGGACGAAGGAUGAUGACGAACAAGGCAUGUCAAUAGAAGAUAAAAUGUUCUUACAACAGAUGGAUAGCGAAUUUAUCAGAGACUCUUCGGGAAGUUGGGUGGCCCCACUGCCAUUUCGGGAGAAUCGACAACGAUUACCAAACAACAAGGAACAAGCUGUUCAACGUGCAAAACUCCUUGAUGUAAGCCUAAAGAAGAACCCUGUGAAAAAAGAACACUUUCUUACAUUCAUGUCUAAGAUUCUGGACAAUCAUCAUGCAGAAGUUGCCCCAGAGUUACCUGAUGGAGAAGAAUGUUGGUUUCUACCCCUAUUUGGUGUUUACCAUCCCAAAAAACCCGAUCAAAUCAGGGGUGUGUUCGAUUCAUCAGCGAAAUUUAAAGGAGUCUCCUUAAAUGAAGUACUUCUCUCCGGACCAGAUUUAUCAAACAGCUUACUUGGCAUUCUUCUAAGAUUUCGCAGGGAAAUGGUUGCUGUGACUGCCGAUGUGCAACACAUGUUUCACUGUUUCUUAGUAAGGGAAGACCAUCGUAACUUCCUCAGGUUUUUGUGGCACAAGGAUAAUGACCUUGACAAAGAAAUCAUUGAGUAUAGGAUGAGGGUACACGUCUUUGGUAACCGACCCUCACCUGCCGUCGCAACACUAGGACUCAGAAAGGCAGCUGAAGCAGCAGAACCAAACUAUGGAGAUCAUGUCACCAACUUUGUAAAAAAUGACUUUUACGUUGAUGAUGGGUUGACUUCCUGUCCAACCAGUGCAGAAGCUGUUCGCAUUCUCAAGGAUACUCAGAGUGCCUUGAAGGAAUUUGGUAAUCUCCGGCUCCAUAAAUUUGCCUCCAACAGUCCAGAAGUUAUGUCAGCCUUUGCAGCUGAGGACCUAGCAACAAAUCUGAAGGACUUGGAUCUGCAAGCGGAAGAUAUGCCUCUGCAGCGAAGCCUCGGUUUGAGCUGGGAUGUCAACAGUGACACCUUUGUCUUUCAACUGUCAAAGGACCACAAACCUGCCACACGAAGAGGUUUACUUUCAACCGUCAAUGGGAUUUAUGACCCUCUAGGCUUCUUAGCACCAGUGACUAUUUAUGGUAAACUCUUACUCAGGAAACUUAUAGCUCAAACUCAAGACUGGGAUGAACCUCUCUCUGAGGAACUAACAUCUCUUUGGAAUUCCUGGAAGGAUUCUUUAGAUGCACUUGAGGACCUACAUAUCCAACGGACAUAUGUGACCAAUCUCAGCAAAGUUAUGAGAAAAGAGCUUCAUGUGUACAGCGACGCAUCUGAAAAGGCCAUAGCAGCUGUCAUUUAUUUGCGCACCACAGAUAGUGACGGACAGUGCAAAGUUGGAUUUGUGUUGGGCAAGGCCAAAGUUGCACCCAUGAGUGGACACACUAUCCCACGACUGGAAUUGUGUGCAUCGGUGUUAGCAGUUGAGAUUGCACAGUGUGUUCUGAAUCACCUUGAGAUACAAAUAGACUCUGUGAAGUAUUAUACUGAUAGCAAAGUAGUCCUCGGCUACAUCUGUAAUGAGUCUAGGAGAUUUUACAUCUAUGUUGGCAACAGAGUAGAUCGCAUAAGGAAGUUUACAUCUCCAAGCCAGUGGAACUACGUGCCUACUGAUCGUAACCCUGCAGAUCUAGCAACGAGAUGUCUACCUGCACAUGAGCUUCAAGAUAGCGCUUGGUUGCAAGGACCAAAACAACUUCAUGUCAUUAAACGUGAAGAACAGAAUGAGAAUGGACAUCCGCUCAUUGAGCCAGAUGAAGAUAAAGAGAUUCGCCCUAUAGUUUCAUCCAUGAAAACCUGCACCGCAGACAAUGAUGGUGAACAACCUUGCACUCCAAUGACUCAACGAUUCCAGCGAUUCUCUGAUUGGAGAAGACUUGUGGUAGCCAUGAACUUUCUCAGAUACAUGCUUUUCAAGUUUAAAGGCAAAGACAUUGAUCUUAACACUGUGACCGAAAGGUACCAGGACACAGAGCAUUUUGUGAUUCGAAUGGUGCAGUCUGAGAUGUACUGUGAGGAGAUUGAGUGUAUACGACAAGAUGAGCCUCUACCAAGACGAAGCCCAAUAGCCAACCUUAAUCCAUUCUUAGAUGAUCAGGGACUUCUACGCGUAGGAGGUCGGAUAGUCAACUCAAAAUUGACCUUGCAAGAGAAGAGACCAUUGAUUAUUCCUGGACGCCAUCAUAUAGCAACCCUAUUGGUUCGACACUAUCAUGAAAAUGUCAAGCACCAAGGGCGUCAUUUCACGGAAGGAGCUAUCAGGGCAGCUGGACUUUGGAUAACAGGCGCCAAACGACUUGUCUCCUCGAUUAUCCAUAAAUGUAUCACAUGCAGAAAACUCAGAGGGAAGACACAGUAUCAGAUCAUGGCAGACCUACCUGCAGACCGCCUCGACCCAGGGCCACCUUUCACAAAUGUAGGUGUAGAUGCAUUUGGACCUUGGGCUAUUGUCUCACGUAAGACCCGAGGAGGUAGUGCCAACUCCAAGCGCUGGGGAAUAUUGUUCACCUGCUUAACCACAAGGGCAGUUCAUAUUGAACUAGUAGAAGAAAUGAGUUCAUCUGCAUUUAUCAAUGCUGUCAGAAGAUUCACCGCCAUAAGGGGUCAGUAUGUCAAUGAUGAACCGCUGAAGAAGUAUCUACACAAUUCUGGUACUGUAUGGAUCUUCAAUCCGCCCCAUGCCUCCCACAUGGGUGGGGCUUGGGAAAGAAUGAUCGGCGUCACCCGUAAAAUCCUCAACUCAAUGCUGAUUGAUGCCAGUGGAAAAACCUUGACCCAUGAUGUGCUGAACACAUUUAUGGCAGAGGUCUGUGCGAUCAUUAAUUCAAGGCCUCUUGUUCCUAUAUCCACUGAUCCAGAUUCCCCAUUGAUACUGACUCCAGCAAUGCUGUUGACACAGAAGACAGAGUAUGAGUUCAAGGCCAAUUCACUUGGAGAAUUCGGUGACCGAGACAUGUUCAAGGCUGAAUGGAGACGCGUUCAAGCUUUAGCUAGUGUAUUCUGGUCACGAUGGAAGAAGGAGUAUUUACCACUACUUCAGAGUCGUAGGAAGUGGACCAAGAAUCAGCGUGACAUAGCAGAAGGAGACGUAGUGCUUAUAAAGGACAAGAGCGUUGAACAAAACUGCUGGCCUAUUGGUUUAGUCUUGAAAGCCUUCAAGAGUUCUGAUGACCAUGUGCGAAAAGCUGAAAUUCGUACCAUUGUGAAUGGAAAGCCUACAGUGUAUAUCAGACCAGUUGUUGACAUGAUACUUCUCAUUGAAAGUGAAGUUGUGUAG